AUGGCAGGGUCAUCUCGUCUCAGCUGUGAGGAUCCAAAGAUGCGACGAGUGAACGUGGCGCGUGCGGCCGACUUCGCGGAUGGGGAUUUGCGUCAGGUUCGAAUCGUUGGGACCAUGGAUGGAGCUGGUGAUGGAGCGAUCAUGCUCGCCUUCAUCGAUGGUCAGUUCUAUGCAACUGGCGCGUCUUGUAGUCACUACAGUGCCCCUUUGGCAGAGGGUGUAGCUGCUAAGGACAAAAUGCAUGUAGUUUGCCCGUGGCAUAAUGCUGCGUUUGACAUCCGAACUGGGCAACCAGUGAGGGGAUCUGGACUGGAAGCGAUUCCUACGUACCAGGUUUCUGUGGAAGAUGGUAAUGUCAUUGUUCAGGUGCCAUAUGUCAUGGAUGACUUUGUGGCACCCGCCAUGUCUCAACGAGAUCCUGCUGAUGAACGCGUGUUCGUCGUCUUAGGGGGUGGCGCUGCAGGUGUGGCUGCAGCUGACGCGUUGCGACAAGAGGGAUACAAAGGUCGUAUUCUGCUGAUCACGGAAGAGAAGCAUUUGCCCUAUGACCGCCCGGUGCUUUCAAAGAAUCUGGGCAAGGCCUAUGACCCUGCAUCCUUGAGCUUAAGAGACGAAGCAUAUUUCAAGAAGCAUGAGAUUGAAGUGAAAUGCGCGGCCAGGGUCAAGAAACUUGACGCUGGACAAAAGACUGUCCAUUUGGAAGGUGAGGUCUUGAAGUAUGACGCAGCCUUGGUGGCGACAGGAGCAAAGCCUCGACCUUUGCCCAUCAAUGGUUUUGAUCUGCCUGGAGUUCUGGCUUUGCGAACUCCUGAAGAUGCUCAACAAAUUGCCGCGGCCUGUCAACCAGGCAAGAAGGUGGCUGUGCUUGGCUCAUCCUUUAUUGGCAUGGAGCUGGCCAGCACCUUGCGUCGCAGGGGUUGCGACGUCGUGGUGCUGGGCAUGGAACAGGUGCCCUUUGAGCGCGUGCUGGGCAACCGCUUGGGAGAAGCUCUGAAGGUCGCGGAGAAGUGCGGGAAGACAUCUUUGCUUUUCCUUUCUUUGCUUUUCCUUUCUUUGGAGGGGAAAGGCUGCAACUGGAAGCUAUACUUUACUUAG
Durusdinium trenchii is the source of this 1095-nucleotide messenger RNA. The record is from the annotation of a GenBank genome assembly. NCBI's taxonomy places the organism in Eukaryota, Dinophyceae, Suessiales, Symbiodiniaceae.